Molecule: messenger RNA, 537 nt
Organism: Fonsecaea erecta
Lineage: Eukaryota; Fungi; Ascomycota; Eurotiomycetes; Chaetothyriales; Herpotrichiellaceae
Exons: 2
Coding region: 1-537 (178 amino acids)
Source: RefSeq, a predicted model, not a curated record
AUGAAGCGUCGAGGCAAAUCGAAGCGCAGAGAUCAUAUUGGCGACUUCUUUGCCGAAUAUCCCGAGUUUGACUAUGACCAGUCUGCGGAGAUAUGGCGAGAAUUCUAUCGCAUGUGCGAUGGAUUCGGCUGGAGAGGGAGGAAUGAUGAGAAAGAGGAGGCGAAGGAGAGAUUCAAGUCAGCAAUGGUUCUUCAGUUCAACGAUCUCUAUGGUACGGACAGAGACGACCUGAAUGCCUGGCAAGGGCUGUGCCGCAUCUUGAACAUCUUUCCACCGCCUACCGAGCUGGACGAAUGCCGAAAGAGAGUUCGACGGACACAUGUAAACCUUGUGGAUCUCGUGGACGCUCCACGGACAGGAGCGCGAGUAGAGGUAUUUACAAAUCUGGAGGAGCUACAGAAAUACACAAUCGACACCGGAAAGUAUUUCCCAAAGGAGGAUGCGUAUGCUGGGGGUUUGCUCAAAUUCUUGCUGCGUGAAAUUUUCGGGAAGCAUAAAGGAGGCCGACAACGUGUUCCUGAUAGAAGACCAGGAUGA